AAUAAUUUAUGCCUCAAAAAAUGAACGAAAGAAUUCCUCCAAUUGGGGAAAUAAGAAAUAAGACUGCAUUUAAGCCAAAUAAGACUAUUUAUAAGACACAUAAGAUAUUACCACGUGACUGGAGAAGCAAAACGUCAUCAUGUGCUUGGGUCUUGAUAAUUUGUUAUGAUUCGUUUCGCAUUCCACCCAACUACCCUCUCGUGACUUGCAAAACUUUCGCCAAAAUGAGUGCCAGAAUAAAGCAAUACAAAGAUCAGUUGGAAAAUUUUUUGAAAAAGGACAACGCUUUCAACAAUGUCCUUGCCAAAAUUGAAGAAAAAACCAAAAUAAAUCGAAUUCACCUGUUCUUAGGUUUUUCAGGUGUGUUUGCGUUGUACCUCAUCUUUGGUUAUGGUGCUGCGUUAAUUGUGAACGCAUUGGGUGCAGUUUAUCCGGCGUAUUGCUCUAUCAAAGCAGUUGAGAGUGUUACAAAGGAUGAUGAUACACAAUGGCUUAUAUAUUGGAUUGUUUAUGCAGUAUUCACAAUUAUUGAGCAUUUCACAGAUUUCUUCUUCUCUUGGUUUCCUUUUUACUUCUUGGCCAAGCUCCUUUUUCUUGGGUGGUGUAUGGCUCCAUUUGCUGGAAAUGGCAGUGCUUUUAUCUAUAACAAGUUUAUCAAACCCUUUGUUUUGAAAUAUCAAAGUGAAAUUGAUGAGGUCUUGGAAGAUACAAAAGUGUAGUUAGCUCAGCUGCAGAAAAAGCAAUGAAUACUGCCAAGAAUGAAACAAUCAAGCAGUACAUGAAACAUGCUGAUGAAGUUGACCACGAAAAGCCAGAAGGUGAAGAGGAUAAAAAAGAUAAUUAAACUUAAACAAACACUUACUGAUACAGGGAAGGAAAGCACACCGAUUUUGAGUAGCAUUUUGGCAUAACUGACUUUGAUGGUCUUUGGUACGAUUGUUUAGCUCUUCUAGUGGACAAUAUGACAACUGAUGUAUUCUUGUAGUUGACAUUUUUAUUAUAUCUAUAAGUGAUUAAUUAACCAUGCAUGCAAAAUAUCUUUCCAACCAAUUCUUUAAGAACUCAUAAUUUAGCCAUGUGGCAUUCAGACUGUUGUUUUUGAGGGAAUGUAAUAUUUUUUCAAACUAAGUACAUGCUGGACCUUGA
Molecule: messenger RNA, 1146 nt
Organism: Xenia sp. Carnegie-2017
Lineage: Eukaryota; Metazoa; Cnidaria; Anthozoa; Malacalcyonacea; Xeniidae
Product: receptor expression-enhancing protein 5-like
Exons: 5
Coding region: 9-719 (236 amino acids)
Source: RefSeq, a predicted model, not a curated record